AUUAUGUUUUUAAAAAAGUGUCCAAGGCCAAUAUUUGUUAACUGAUACAUAAUCUAACAGUUAAAUCUAACAUGUAACAUUUAUUUUGGUACUUCCGGUUACCAGCCAUGUUAAUUUGCAUAUGAACUAAAUAGUUCACCCAGAACAUUAAUAUUUUUGACAUUUAGAUGUAGGAUUAUAUUUAACAUGUAGGUGUAGCAUUGCAUGUUUAGAUAUAACUGUUUAAUAUUAUGUAUAAGUUGACAAAUGUGGAAAAAAGUUGGUGUUAUUUUCAGCUUGAGUCACAGCUGUGGACGUCUGGUAAUGAAAACCUCGUUUUGAGUGGAUGUUUAUUAUUAACCAGGUGUGGUAAGAAAAACAGCGACAUGAAAAGUUAUGAUAAAUGUAAACACACAUGAAGCAGGUGAUUUUCCCCCCUCGACUUCCUUUCAAACUGGCUUUCAAAAUAAGAGCUACUGACGUCGACUUUUGCUUUAACGCUUUUGCCAUAGCGCUUAACAAUAAAACGAUAGUUCGCAGUCGUGAUUGUAGUCAAAUAAAACCCACGUUUUAAGUUGUUUAUUUUUGUUCGUAGGUUCAUUCGAAGUAGUGUCACUUCGCACAUGCGCAGAACAAAUCGGGGACCAAGGCCCGUUAGCAGCGUUAGCUCCGUGUGGACAGUAAAACACGGUGGUUUGUUCGCGUGUCGCAUGUCAAGUAUUCCGGUUGUUGACGAAGCAGCGAUGUCUCCGCUUCAGUUUUUGAGGAAUUUAAUCUUCGAUCGACUAACUGCCGCUGCUGCCGAAGAAAUAUUCGCACACGUAGAAAGAAUUAUCGUCGAGUACGAGGCUGAGGUGGAUCGUCAGCGCAGACUGUUGGAGAUCGUUUAUAAACCUCAAAUAAAGUUAAAGCGGAUAGAUGUUCUUAAGGAGGAGGAGGAGGAGGUUCUCACUGAGCAGCAGCUCUGUAACCAGGAGAGGAACUCCAGUCUGGACCAAGAGGAACCAGAGUCUCUACAGAUUAAAGAGGAAGAGGAGGAAAUCUGGACCCGUCAGGAGCAGGAGCAGAAGCAGUUUGAACUGAAGCAGGAGGCUGAUACCUUUAUGUUGUCCCCUGAUAAUAAAGAAAGUGAUCACAUGGAAGCAGAACCAGACACUGACCACCAGCUCCUCUCUGCUGUAGCUGAGAGUCAAGAUCAGACAACAGUCCACAUGAGAAAUGUUACAGGUGAAAAGACCCACACGUGCAACAUUUGUAAGAAGUGCUUUGCGGAUAAAAAAAAAUUGAUAAGACACAAAAGAACUCACACAUAUGGGAAGCCAUAUUCUUGUGAAGCAUGUGGAAAGGGUUUUCGGUCCAGUUCAGAUUUGAUGAUCCACCAAAGAAUUCACACAGGUGAGAAGCCCCAUAUUUGUAAUAUUUGUAAGAAAAGCUUUGCGCGUAAAGAAACCUUGAUUAGACAUAGGAGAAUUCACACAGGUGAGAAGCCAUAUUCUUGUGAAACAUGUGGAAAGUCUUAUCGUCACGCAUCAAAUUUUAUCAUCCACAGAAGGACUCACACUGGUGAGAAGCCGUAUUCUUGUGAAACAUGUGCAAUGUGUUUUCGUUGCAGUUCAGAUUUGACGAUCCACAAAAGAACUCACACAGGUGAGAAACCGUAUGUUUGCCACAGUUGUAAGAAAUGUUUUGCACGUAGAGAUACCUUGAUGAACCACAUGAGAACUCACAUGUGAGAAGAAGCCAAUCUUCAGAUGCCGGACACCGAACAAGCCUGGAUUCUGGUAUAACAGACUUCAAACAUUUCUCUGAAAGAGCUAAAAUAAAAACACAGACAAGGACACAUAUGGACAAUGCUAUGCCAACAAAA
Messenger RNA from Solea senegalensis (Senegalese sole), 1846 nucleotides. Its product is annotated as zinc finger protein 572-like. The transcript has 2 exons. The record is from RefSeq and is a predicted model, not a curated record. Gene Ontology annotation, molecular function: RNA polymerase II cis-regulatory region sequence-specific DNA binding; DNA-binding transcription activator activity, RNA polymerase II-specific. Bases 603 to 1712 code for a protein of 369 amino acids. Gene Ontology annotation, biological process: regulation of transcription by RNA polymerase II. Gene Ontology annotation, cellular component: nucleus. NCBI's taxonomy places the organism in Eukaryota, Metazoa, Chordata, Actinopteri, Pleuronectiformes, Soleidae.